UUGAGUACUACAAAGAAUGUAAGCCGUCCCUCCAUUGCAUCUCCCUCAAUCUCUGCUCUACAACAAUGCCCCUAGCGCUAGUUUCCAUCGCCCCCUCCUUCCGCACCUACACCUACAUCAGCAUAUCCGUGUACCUGCUCUACAUAGCUCUAUCCUCCUACUACCAGGAUUUCAGUAAUGGUACCGAGUUCCUCCAGCAUCAGUAUGAGCACUUCUGGACUGAUAUCUUCCUGUUGAACCUGUUGGGAUGCGCGGUGGUUCAGCUCGGUGCUAUCUUCAUUCGCAUCAUGUUUGGACAGUUGCGCGCCAUCGAAGAACAGAACAUCCGAGAUAAGAUCAACCACUUUGGGUUGUACAAGUUUGUGUUUUUGUUUGGAGUAUUGAAUUUGGGUGAGGUAGGUUUGGUGACGAGGUGGGGUGUGUGGUGUGGGGUCCUGGCUGGGAUCUCUCUCCUGGACACCCUUACUCAGGACAGAGCUCAGUAUCUCUCACUCAAUCCUAGCACGCGACUACCUCAUCAUCUGCCUGGUAUUGUACUGUCAACUAUCCUUCAUCUUACUACAAUACUACUCUUCAUUGGAGUGUUGUACACACGAGGAGAUGACUGGCACAUCACAUUCUUCCUCCUAGCAGACGUGUUCCUCUUUUACCUCAAAACCCUUCACAGUCUCGUCAACUUCGGGCUUAUCAUCUACGAAAUGUACACUGAAAGAUGGGAGAACAAGGACGUAACACGUUACUACACUGAGAUCUCGUUUGAUGUGAUGAUGUUGUGGGUUGAGCUCCUUCAUAAUGUUCACAUGUUACUUUACAGUGGGGUGCUUCUCUCCAUGGGCAGCUUCGUGCUCUGCAUGCACAUAAAACAUAUCUACAAUGAGAUAAGGAAACGUUGGAUUCGGCACAAGAACUUCCGUUCCAUAAUGGACAGUUUGGAUCUGCAGUUCCGUGUAGCUACCACAGAAGAGUUGGAAGCUAAUAACGACCAUUGUGCUAUAUGUUGGGAGACCAUGGACACUGCCAGAAAGCUACCUUGUGGUCAUCUGUUCCACAUCUCUUGUCUGAGAAGCUGGUUAGAGCACGAUACUAGUUGUCCUACCUGCCGGCAUGUCCUGUUAGCUCAGAGGGCCUCACAAAAUGAGGAAACACCCGCAGCGAGACGUAACAUGGCCUGGCAAUUCAGAGGGUCAAGGUGGGCCAGCUGGCUCCCCAACUUCAGCGUCCACGUGAUCAGAUCCCCUCAACACAUCGACCUAGACUCCAGAAUGGUGGAUCAAGUACAGGAAGUCCUGCCUCACAUCCACCGGGGUGUUAUUGAACAAGAUCUCCGCCGCACUGCUAACCCCCUCGCCACCAUCGACAACCUUCUCUCAACGGAAAGGUUGUCCACACAACCUUUCCGCGCCACAGAAAACCAACCAGCACCCGCCCAGCCUGAAGACCCGCGGAAUCACCCAGAGGAGCUGCCGGACGAGCUGCCAGCCCUACUGCCUCCCUCCCCCCAGCUGACCAGCACGAACAGUGUCAGUUCCUCUAACCUGGCAGCACUCCAAGAUAACCAGAACUCUGACGAUGACGUCACAAUCCGGAGAAGGAGGGUGCUGCAGGCUGUGGAGAGAAGGCUAGAGUACCCGGAGUUCCCCCGGGUCCCUUAGUGUCCCCAGCGUGUCCUAGUUGCUGUGGUAUUGCCAGGGAAGUGACGUCAUAGUGUGGUAGUAGAAUGUAGCUAGCAAGUCAGAUUAGUUUUAACAGGUCCAGGGGCUGAUGUGGGACAGUUCAGAUCUAUUGGAUUGUGCACAAAAAUAUAAAAUUCCUGGUUCUGCCUCUUUUGGGCUCCUCCUUCUGUUCAACAGAGGUGCUUUAUAGCUCUCAUAAACAAACCUGCAUCUGCUUAUUCCUUUAGUUUCUUCAGAGAAGUUUCUAGAGACAAAGUUCCGAUGCUUUCCUAGUUCCAACUUUUUCUCUGAGAAAUUUACUGUAACUAAUCAGCUCGCUGAAAAGAGAGCCUGGAUCAUAACAAGAGCAGACAGCAGUAGAGAUGUUUUAUUUUAGUAACUUUAUCAGAACCAAUGGGAAUGCUAUGAUGAUGAGACAGGAAUGGCUUAUUUUCACGCUUUUUUACAGUUCAGUGCUGAUGUGAUAGAUGAGGAUAUAGUACGAGGUAUGGUUACCUAGUUACCUGGUUACCUAGUUACCUGGUUACCUGGUUACCUGGUUACCUGGUUACCUAGUUACCUGGUUACCUAGUAUCCGUUUAUUUGAUGAUAUCGACCCGUUGAAAGAUUGUGAUCAUGAGAUUUUCAAACUGUUAAAGUGUUGAUAUUAGCGAUGUAGUACGGUGAGAUUACUGUACCGCUAUCGAUUAUUCAACUGCUAAAGUACUAACGCUCAUAAACUUGUAUGUGAGGUACUGUACCUAUUUUGGUAUUGUACCUAUUUUGGUACUUGACCUAUUUUUUAGGAUCAGUUUUUAUGUCGUUUUCAAAAUUAUUAACUGUAAAGUCAAAUUUGAAUGCUAAAAUGUUUUUGACCAUUGAUAAAAUAAAAAAGUGAAAUUGUGUCCUAGCGAAAUUUGUAAAUUUGUUUUUUUUUUCUGCUGAUAAAAGGUUUCAGUAUGCAUGCUUGAUUAAAUCAUCUGAAAUGUUGGGUGACAAAUCGUCAUUCCGCAUUAAUAAAGAGACUUCUUUUUUUGGUAUAAAACAUUGUUAUAAAGUUAUAAACUGCUCUUAUUAAAUUAUUUGUUUGCAAUGAUUUUGAUCAGCAUUAUUUAUUCAUGUUUUUUUUAACAUAAAUAUAACUGUUAAAACACCUUUGCGGCUUUUUAUGCUAAUCGAGCUCCAAAUUCCAAACCAGGAAUUUGGCUGGUUGAGAUGCUUGAAAACAUUAAAGAUGUGCAAUAUAAUGAUGAUCUUAUAAACCACUGAUUCCUGAAUAACUUAUUACGACCAAUUUAGAUUUUAAUCCCAACUGUUAAUAAUUGUCAAGACGAAAAUUAGUAAUUAAGGUAAAAAGAAGACUAUUUUUUGUAAUUAUUUCCGUUGUAGGUAUAUAUGUGUGUGUCGAACAUAAGUCUUAACUAGAGCUGAUAUAUUUGGGAGCACGAAGAGGUUAUGGUGAUCUGCACAGUGUUUGAUUUUAAACACCUUUAUCUGAAUUGUGCUCUUCCAA
Bolinopsis microptera is the source of this 3165-nucleotide messenger RNA. Its product is annotated as E3 ubiquitin-protein ligase AMFR-like. Gene Ontology annotation, cellular component: cytosol; ubiquitin ligase complex. Lineage: Eukaryota; Metazoa; Ctenophora; Tentaculata; Lobata; Bolinopsidae. The coding region runs from base 66 to 1652 and encodes 528 amino acids. The transcript is spliced from 9 exons. The record is from RefSeq and is a predicted model, not a curated record. Gene Ontology annotation, biological process: protein K48-linked ubiquitination; ubiquitin-dependent protein catabolic process. Gene Ontology annotation, molecular function: ubiquitin binding; ubiquitin protein ligase activity.